This is a messenger RNA of Melozone crissalis (California towhee), 2545 nucleotides long. RefSeq names its product CRK like proto-oncogene, adaptor protein (gene CRKL). NCBI's taxonomy places the organism in Eukaryota, Metazoa, Chordata, Aves, Passeriformes, Passerellidae. The transcript has 3 exons. Gene Ontology annotation, molecular function: protein binding. Gene Ontology annotation, biological process: positive regulation of ERK1 and ERK2 cascade. Bases 409 to 1320 code for a protein of 303 amino acids. The record is from RefSeq and is a predicted model, not a curated record.
CGGCUCCGCUCGCCGCCUUCCCGGGCCGCCUGGCCGUGCCAGCCGCCGCCGCUCUUCGUCACCCGCCUGGCCGGGCCGGCGGCAGGCCUGAGAGAGGCGGGAAGGAUGCCCUGCACACCCCGCCGCUGAGGGAGACUCGGGGGCCCUGCGCGCCGCGUCUGGCCAGCCCCACCCCAGCCGCUGCUCGGCCCUUCGCCUCCAGCGGCGCGGAACUUCCUUCUCCCCGAUCCCCCUUUCCCUGGGUUUCCUUUCCCCCGGACUAGGCAGGAGCCGCUUCCCCCUCGCCCCCAGCCCGCUCCACCUCCCAGGCCUCUCUGCCCAGGCCUCCUCCGGGUCUCUUCCUCCGCCUGGGCCUUCGGGCUCCUCACCUUCCUUCCUCCCUUUCCUUCCCCUUCCCCGCCCGGAGCCAUGUCCUCCGCCGCUCGUUUCGAUUCGUCGGACCGCUCCAGCUGGUACGUGGGCCCGGUGUCCCGGGCGGAGGCGCAGACGCGGCUGCAGGGGCAGCGGCACGGCAUGUUCCUGGUGCGGGACUCGUCCACCUGCCCCGGGGACUACGUGCUCUCGGUGUCCGAGAACUCCCGUGUCUCCCACUACAUCAUCAACUCCCUGCCCAACCGCCGCUUUAAGAUCGGCGACCAGGAGUUCGAGCACCUGCCCGCCCUGCUGGAGUUCUACAAGAUCCACUACCUGGACACCACCACCCUGAUCGAGCCCGCGCCCAGGUACCCAAGCCCCCCCAUGGGAUCUGGAUCUGCCCCUGCCAUGCCCCCUGCAGAGGAGAACCUGGAGUACGUUCGGACUCUCUAUGACUUCCACGGCAACGACGCCGAGGAUCUUCCCUUCAAAAAGGGAGAGCUGCUGGCAAUCGUGGAGAAGCCAGAGGAACAGUGGUGGAGUGCCAGAAACAAGGAGGGUCGGAUUGGGAUGAUCCCUGUUCCUUAUGUAGAAAAGCUGGGCAGGCCCUCAGUGGGGAAGCAUGGCAACAGGAAUUCCAACAGUUACGGGAUCCCAGAACCUGCCCACGCCUACGCGCAGCCUCAGACCGCAACUCCCCUGCCCUCCGCGUCCAGCACGCCUGGAGCAGUGAUCAACCCUCUGCCAUCCACACAGAAUGGACCAGUCUAUGCCAAAGCUGUCCAAAAGAGAGUUCCCUGUGCUUAUGACAAGACUGCGCUGGCAUUAGAGGUUGGGGACAUUGUGAAGGUGACGAGGAUGAACAUCAACGGGCAGUGGGAAGGGGAGGUGAACGGGAGGAAAGGGCUCUUCCCAUUCACGCACGUGCAGCUCUUCGACCCUCAGAACCCCGAGGAGAACGAGUGACUCCCCUGCCCCUCUCACUGCUGCUUCAUUCUCCUGGCUACCAUUGGCAUUCUUUGAGGUGGGAUGAUGACUUAAUGGCACGUUGCUAGCAUUGCCCAUUUUCCAGCUUGCUGCAGUUUGACAGUUUCUUUAAUGUACAUUUGGAAUUCAUACAACUGAAGUCACUGCCUGACCUUCAGACCAUAGUUACAUCAUCCAGAAUUUAGUUUCACUUUUAAAACUGUUUUGGGCCUUAAGCUGGACAAGACUGAACCGGAAUAUAGCAGAGAGGUUUGGGAAGGAAACCUUUCCUGUUGAGACUUCCAUGGACUUUUUUCUGGUUUGCUCAGUAGGAAGAGCCCUAAUCUUAGAUCAAACGAGCAAUUCCGUGCAUUACUGUCCAACAAAGAGCAACAACAAAAAUGCAAUUUUAGAACUGAAGAAGAUUUAGUUUUGAAAUUACCUGUGCUAAGGUAGUACAUUUAAAAUGAUGGUUUCUUUAAAGGACAAUAAUUGGAGCUUAUGUGUUCUAAGCAGUUGUAUUAGACACUGCUCUUUUCUGUUAAUCCUUGAGCUUGUUGUUGACCUUCCUGAAACAGUGUGUGUUACAUGCAAAUAACCAUUGAUUCGGCUGCAUUGAAGCUGAGGCAUUUAUUUAUAAGGAAACCCAGGAGGAGGUUGUACUUGUAACUUGGUUUUGACAUAUUUAAUGCAUUUCUGUUGAUUUUUGCAAGCACUAACUGUAGAAAGUGAGCUUUAAGGGGAAACACAUUGGCCUGGUCUACAAACAGCUCUUCUGCAGUGUUGAAAGUGUAGUUUGACUAGUACAGAAGUGCUUGUCAUCAAGCUGUUACUUGGUAGACAGAUCAGACUGCCAUGAGGAGAGAUAGGGGUGGGACAGAAGAACUUGGUAAAUACUGAUAAAAUCCUCUUAUUUAAACAUUUAAAGACCUUUUAUAUCCAUUUCUCUGCAGGCUCCCUGCUCUCUCCAAAGUUUCCUAGCUGUACCAGCCCCAGCUCAUCAAAAGCUGCUUUUCAAACACAGUAACUUUUUACCAGGGUGUCUGUGUUGCUGUGCUUCUCUUCCAGAGCUGCUUUCAUCUUCUUUUUCCCUUCCUUUUUUUUCCUUGCUUGCAUCCCAACUCCUCUGCAUGCUGACAUCUUUCUUUUACCCUCCCUGAGACAUUGGCUGUGAUUUAUAUACGACCCACGUCCCUCCCUCCCAGCAUCCUGUAGAGAAUGGUCA